This is a messenger RNA of Colletotrichum graminicola M1.001, 1059 nucleotides long. RefSeq lists its product as uncharacterized. Bases 1 to 1059 code for a protein of 352 amino acids. The transcript is spliced from 2 exons. Lineage: Eukaryota; Fungi; Ascomycota; Sordariomycetes; Glomerellales; Glomerellaceae. The record is from RefSeq and is a predicted model, not a curated record.
AUGUCGACGAGCGGGAAGCGAAAGGCUUCAGAUUCCCCCACGGGACCAUCCAAGAAUGUCAAGCUAGACAUCCUCGAACAAGAGUUCCCGAAUACCGAAGAGCGCGCCGGGUUCAUCGCGACCAAGUUCUCCAAACUUCUCCGCGACAAAACUGUGUUCCCGAAGAUUCUUGAUAAGGCGCGCAUCGACCGCAAGCACCAGUUCGUCAACAGGACAGGUGACAUUUCCGAAUACUGGUUCAACUAUGCUGUGGACCUUAUGGCUUGGUGCAACGCUAUGAAGCUUGUCCAGUCAGGAAGAAGAGAGUGGUUCCCCUGGCGAAGCGUCCCGUCAUCAAAGCCCGAGGAUCCCAGCGAUAGGGCUGUAUGGUUUCCGAAGUUCAAGGAAACCCAGGCCAUGCUCGCCAGUCUGUCAUCUCGUGAGCGUCUGGAUAAUGGGCUUGCCUUAAUGGAGGAAGAGCCACAGAUGAACCGGAAUAUUCUCGGCAUGACCUCGAUCAAACUCCGACAGGCCAUUUGGGACGACGUCUUUCCGGGACAACCUUGUGUCCAAAAUCGCCCAUUCGAGGUCGCCGUACCCGAGAAUUUCGACUUCGGAGCACAAGUACAUGGGGAUAAGUCUGAAUAUCUCCAGCAGCUUCCACCUGGCAUAAGAAUGGCCAUAUUUCUUACCGAGAAUCUCAAGGGAACAAUCGUCAAGUGCCUUGUAUUCGGCUACCAGAAGAAUACCGUCGAUAGCUCCUGGAACAGAACACUCCUUGCCGUGGUCUACAGAACCGCAGUCCAGUGGGCUCGGGAGGCAUUCAUGACCCAGGACAGAGUCCCCAUCAGCCAGGCUUUCAAGAACCUGAGAUUCUCGAUCGCUCAUGGUGAAGUCGUAUCUAGCGAGCGGAUGAAGCAGCUCAGCCUCGACAAGUCUCUAGUCGCCGAGUGCGAUGCGCAGCUUGCCCUCGGACCCUAUCGCAACCAGGAGGAUCAUGCCGUCUUCCGCGUGUCGGCGUGGUUAGAGAAGGAGAAGCUGCUGCCCGCCGAUGAGCGUUGCAGAAUGCUGCGCGGCUAG